AUGAAGUCUCUGGUGUCGGUGUGCUGCUUGCUGUCUCUGCUGGCCCUUUCUGCUGCAGAUGUCCUGAAGGAGGCCUCCAUCACUGAGGAGGAGCCUCUAGUGCAUCUGCAGCUCCAGCAGCCGGAGGGAGACAUUUUCUCCUGUGGAUGUGACACAACAGAAGAACAUGCCAGUUCCUCCAAUGAUACCCCAGCCCCAGAAAGGGCCAUGUGUCAGCCCUGCAAACCCCCAUCAGACCUAGACACUACUGCUGCUGCUGCUGCUGCUGCAGCUGCUGCUGCUGCUGCUGAGGAGAACGAGCCAUCUUCCCAUGAACAUGAAGAGGAAGGGGAGGAGGAGGAGGGUGAUGAAGCAGCUCUGGCUGGAGAGGAUGCUGCCACCACGGAGGUAACAAGUGAAGAAGAGGAAGAAGAGGCAGAGGAGGAGGAGGCAGCUUCUCUGGAUGAUGUAGCAGAAGAAGAAGAAGAGGAGGAGGAAGAUGAG
Sphaeramia orbicularis (orbiculate cardinalfish) is the source of this 483-nucleotide messenger RNA. RefSeq names its product myelin transcription factor 1-like. The transcript is spliced from 3 exons. The annotation marks the transcript as partial. The record is from RefSeq and is a predicted model, not a curated record. Lineage: Eukaryota; Metazoa; Chordata; Actinopteri; Kurtiformes; Apogonidae.